AUGAAAGAUGGAGUAGGAGAACCUGGAGCGUGGGCGGCAAAUGAUUCACUGAUGCCAAAUUUCUAUGAGGAAGAGAUUGUCAGUUGGAAGAGAGAGCAAGUCACUACUACAGAGUACAGAGCAAAAAGAGUUGCCAAACUCAGAGAUCAAACACAAGCUAAGAGACUGAAGUCCUCUCUUAGAGAGAUGCUGCUCCUAUCACUGGCAUUGCUUAUAGUUCGCUUCCUAGCUGGUGACACUUGGGACGACACCCAGGAUUCAACCACUUUACAUGUCAACCAAAUCACAUCCUUCAUCAACAGUAACUGGGCACAAAAUGAAGGCUCAGGCUGGUUGGGUGAUUUGCAAUUUCACUGGUGGGACAAUGCCUCAGGAACUUUCAUAUUGCUGACUCCCUGGUCUCAGGGCAAUCUUAGUAAUGAAGAGAUAUCCAAGCUGGAGGAGAUAUUCCAAAUCUACUUCUUUGGAUUCAUCUCCGAAGUGGAAGAACUUGCAAGGGAAUUUCAGAUAGAAUACCCCUUUGAGAUCCAGGGCAUCGCAGGCUGUGAGCUGAAUUCUGGAGGAAGCAUUGAUUUAUUCCUGAGGGUAGCUUUAGAGGGACUGGAUUUCCUGAGUAUUAAGAAUUUGACAUGUUGGCCUGCCCCAGAAGGUGGCAUCAGGGCUCAGAAAUUCUGUUCAUUAAUAUUACAGUACAAAGGAAUCUGUGAUAUUGUGGAAAAUCUCCUCACAAUAACAUGUGUCAGGUAUCUGUUUGGUGUCCUAGAGUCAGGGAAGCCAGAAAUACAGAAGCAAGUGAAACCUGAGGCCUUGUCCCAAGGACUCAGCCCUGGGCCUGGUCUUCUGCAGCUGGUGUGCCAUGUGUCUGGCUUCUAUCCGAAGCCUGUGUGGGUGAUGUGGAUGCGGGGUGAGCAGGAGCUACCUGAAACUCAAAAAGGAGACGUCCUGCCCAAUGCUGAUGAAACAUGGUAUCUCCAAGUGACCCUGGAUGUGGCAGCUGAGGAAGCUGCUGGGCUGUCUUGCCGAGUGAAACACAGCAGUCUAGAAGGACAGGACAUCAUCCUCCACUGGGGACACUCCAUCUCCAUUGGCUGGAUCAUUUUGGCAGUACUAGUACCUUGUUUGAUUAUUUUGGUCUUAUUUGUAUUAUGGUUUUAUAGGCGCUGGUAAGUUUUUAUUUUUUUAAAUACUUUUUUCCAUACAGUUUGCUAUCUUUUCUGCCUUUUACCUAAUAACAGGACAUUUGUCUUCAUCUUUCCCCAGGUGUUCACCUGUUAACUUUAAUCCCUUGUGUAAAGCAAACUCAUAAAUUCUCUUUAAAAUACAAAGAGUUAAAAUUUUUGCCAAUUGUUUCUGUUAAGUACAUUCAUACAUUUUUGGAACCAUUACCAUCUUCCAUCUCCAGUACUUUCCUUUUGCAAAGCAGACCCCACUUUCUCGUUUAACAACUCCUCAUUUUUUGUGCCUGAUAACAAUCAUUCUACUUAUCACCUCUGUGAGUUUUACUGUUCCAGGUGGCUCAAAUUGGAGGAUCACACCACAUUUUUGUUUUCUUGUGUGGUAUCUUUCACAUAGCCUUGUGUUCUCAUUUCAUACAUUUUCUAGCCUAUGUGAGAAUUUCCCUUCUACCUAUAAUUGUCCAUUGCAUGGACAUACACCAUCUUUCAUGUAUCCAUUAUUCAUUUUUGGACACUUUGGCUGAUUCUAUUGCAUAAUGUUUCUCUGAAUGUAUAUUUAUCAAUACCUUUUAUUUUGAGAUAUUUAUUCAUAUAUUUUUGGUUUUAUAUUUUUACAGGUCAUAUGAGGAUAUCUUGUGAUCUCUCACUGUCUCAUUUUUGUGAGUUUGCAUUAGUUCCAGGAUGUCUAGAAUUUUGGAUCAUGAAUCCAGGAGUCAAUGCUCUUACAGCAUUGUGCAUAUCCACUGUUUUUGAUCAUGUCAAAGACUGAAUUUGUUGUACACUGACUCACAAUGUAUGUUAACAAAAGAAACACAUGUUAUUAUAUUUUGAGAUUUUUAUAAAUAAAAAACAUGUGCCCAGGUUUUAUCCCUUAUCAGGAUAUGUGUUUGGUAUUUUUC
Messenger RNA from Cavia porcellus (domestic guinea pig), 2074 nucleotides. Its product is annotated as T-cell surface glycoprotein CD1b1-like. The record is from RefSeq and is a predicted model, not a curated record. Gene Ontology annotation, molecular function: exogenous lipid antigen binding; lipopeptide binding; endogenous lipid antigen binding. Gene Ontology annotation, biological process: positive regulation of T cell mediated cytotoxicity; antigen processing and presentation, endogenous lipid antigen via MHC class Ib; antigen processing and presentation, exogenous lipid antigen via MHC class Ib. NCBI's taxonomy places the organism in Eukaryota, Metazoa, Chordata, Mammalia, Rodentia, Caviidae. Gene Ontology annotation, cellular component: external side of plasma membrane.